Messenger RNA from Bacidia gigantensis, 648 nucleotides. RefSeq lists its product as uncharacterized. NCBI's taxonomy places the organism in Eukaryota, Fungi, Ascomycota, Lecanoromycetes, Lecanorales, Ramalinaceae. The record is from RefSeq and is a predicted model, not a curated record. Gene Ontology annotation, biological process: mitochondrion organization. The transcript is spliced from 2 exons. The coding region runs from base 1 to 648 and encodes 215 amino acids. Gene Ontology annotation, cellular component: nucleus; mitochondrion.
AUGCCCAGACGCAGUGGAGGCGGAAGCCGGGGCUCUUCACGAGCUCCAUCCCGACCUUCUACAGCCCCUCAACGUCCUGCAGCCACACCAUCCCAGCAGCAAUCUCGUGGUGCUAGUACUGCUGUUGGCCGCCCAGCUGGCGCCCAGCCGCCUGCUGGCCAGCAGCAGCAAGGUAAACAGCCUGGCCUAUUCGGGCAGAUGGCGUCUACAGCAGCUGGUGUAGCUGUUGGCUCUUCAAUCGGUCACGCGGUUGGAGGCUGGUUUGGUGGCGGCAGCUCCACCACGGAAGAAAGACCAGUCGAGGAUUCGCUAGCCCCCCUAAACGACUCGUCGACAUACCAAAGCAGCGCAUAUGGCCCGCGAAGCUGUGAUGCUGAUGCCAAACAAUUCACCAAAUGCUUAGAUGAGCAGAGUGGGAAUAUGCAGAUUUGCGGCUGGUACUUAGAGCAGUUGGUACGUUGCUCUGAUAGUGCAGCCACCUCUGAAGAGGGUAAAGCUGAUACAGAAAUAGAAAGCUUGUCAGGCGGCUGCGAGCCAGCAUUAGACCAAAUAGGCCGGCAUGAUCAUUGGCCAGGUGCUAGGGACUAUGCAAAGCAUCCAAGCGAGCAUCAGCAUUCAUAUACGCGAGAGAGAGAUUGCAAGUUGUAG